AUGGGUCCAGUACCUUAUAAAAUUAUUGAUAGACUUCAUGAUGAAGUUAAAACCAAUAUAAAAUUAAAUCAGCAAGUAAUAUCUUUAAUUCAGUCAUUUGUUAAAUAUUUAAAAGAACCAAGAUAUCAAUCACCGUUGACUAUAAAUGAAUUAUCCGAUUUAUUUAAACGAUUUUAUCAAGAUUUAAAUGUAUUAAUUAUAUGUGUAUAUACUCAACUGAAUUCAACAAAGAAACAGCUUAUAUCUGAGUGUGAUUAUUUUAAUGAAAAUCCUAAAAUUUUUGAUUAUUUAUUAGCUAUUGCAAAUUAUUCAAAUUCUUCGAUUAGAUUAUUAAAAAGAUCAGAUAAUGAUGCAUUGUAUCAAUUAAGGGUAUUUAAUUUUUAUAAAUUUUUGAUUAUAUUGGAAUCUAUAAACUUAGCAGAACAUGAAUUAUUUAGAUCAGGUGAUGAUGUAACACUAUAUGAUGAAAUAUUUAAAUUUGAUCAAAGGGAUAUAAUUUAUGAGGAGUUUUUAAAGGAGAAAUUGGAUACAUUGAAGGAACUAAAUAUACCAUUUGAGAGGAAAUUGGAUUUAUCAGACGAAGAAAUUGAAAUAUUACAAAAGAAUAUUGAUGAAUUAGAUGAAUGCAAGACUCCAUUUACAAAAUUAAAACUGGUGGUUAAUCUACAAAAGAAAUUAAUUGGAUUCUUAUCAAACAAAUAUAACGAAAGUAUAAAUAAUGAUAUUUUACUACCUUCAUUGAUAUACCUACUUAUUUAUAAAUUGAAUCAUAAAAACUUAUACCUUAAUUUUUUAUUCAUUAAACAUUUCCUCAACAUUAUAGAUACAAAUCCGGAUCUAUAUCAACUCAAUUUAUACUUAUCCUACAAUCCAUAUUCAGAAAGACCACCAUUAAAAUGUAAGAAAACUUCAUUAUUAGGAUAUUUAAAUUUACACGAUUCACAAUUUCUUGCACAAGAACAUAAAAUUGAUGAUGAAUUUGACUUUUUCACCAAUGAUAAAGAUUUAAUUACAUUUAUAAAUUCAAAUUAUUUAAAUUUUGGUGAAUUAAAUUAUUAUUUAACAAAUUUUGAAGCUAUAAUUGUUUAUCUUUCAAAUACCACUAUAUCUGAAUUGGCACCAAAUAUUGAAAUAAAUAAAAACAUAAUUAAGUUUCCAAUUGAUAAAUUAGUUGAUGAAGAAUUAUUAUCUCAUUUCCAAUUUCCCGAUGGACAGAUAGCAGAAGAAAUAAAUAGAUCAAGAUCAUCAUCAAUAUUAAAUCAAAUUAGUAAUAAAAUUUCUGAAACUAGAUCAAGGUCAAGCUCCAUGAAGAAGGAAAAUUUUCCUACUGUUGAUGAAGGUUGGAAAAUUAGAAAUAUAUUCAAAAUUAAUCAAGAUGAUACUGAAGAUGAUAAUAGUAUAUUUUCCCCAACAAAACGUUCAAAUUCAUUAAUGACAAAAUUAUCACCUAGUCAUUCAAGAACAAGAUCAAGUUCCAUUGAAAAUAAGAGAAAUUCAAUAACACAAAAAUUCUCAAAUGGAGUUUCAGAAUUUAUGACAAAAUUAAAUCAAUCAGAUGUAAAUCCAUCAAAUUCAUCUUUACAGUCAAUUGAACAAGAAGCAUCAGGUAGACAAAGAACCACAAGUUUACAAAUAUUAGAUAAAUGGUUUAAUAAUCUACUGGUUUCUAAAAAACCUGAAGUUGUAAACGAAGAGGUAGAUUUACAUGAAUUAACAAAAUAUCAUAAUAUGGAUUUUGAAAAUUUGACUAUAAAGGAUUUGAAAAUAUUGAAAGGUUAUUAUGAUCAAUUAUGUAUAAAUGUAUUGAAAGAUGAUUUAAAUGCUGAAUCCAUUGAUUCUGAUAAAUUACACGAAAAUAUAAUUACAAGUAGUAGUAGCUUAUAG
This is a messenger RNA of Insectozyma verbasci, 1884 nucleotides long. NCBI's taxonomy places the organism in Eukaryota, Fungi, Ascomycota, Pichiomycetes, Serinales, Debaryomycetaceae. The record is from the annotation of a GenBank genome assembly.